Eucalyptus grandis is the source of this 1540-nucleotide messenger RNA. Its product is annotated as GPI mannosyltransferase 3-like. NCBI's taxonomy places the organism in Eukaryota, Viridiplantae, Streptophyta, Magnoliopsida, Myrtales, Myrtaceae. Bases 1 to 1362 code for a protein of 453 amino acids. The record is from RefSeq and is a predicted model, not a curated record. The transcript has 8 exons. Gene Ontology annotation, cellular component: endoplasmic reticulum membrane. Gene Ontology annotation, biological process: GPI anchor biosynthetic process. Gene Ontology annotation, molecular function: alpha-1,2-mannosyltransferase activity.
AUGAAUUACAAAAGUGAUCAAUAUUGGGCUCCAAGGCUGCUCCAGUCAAUAUUUUCUGCAGUUGGUGAUCUCUACUUAUAUAAACUCUCUCGCCUUCUUUUUGGCAAUCGUGUCGCUAAAUGGGCAUUAUUUUCAGAGUUGACAAACUGGUUUAUGUUCUUCUGUAUUACACGGACAUUAUCAAACAGUUUGGAAACUGUCCUUACAAUCAUUGGGCUGUAUUACUGGCCAUGUGUGAGAGUUUCAUCCAGGAGGGAUGACUCGUCGAUGAGGAUAUGGGGUGUGGUAGUGGCAGCAUUUGCAUGUGUAAUUAGACCAACAAGUGCCAUUAUAUGGAUGUAUGUUGGCCUUCUAGAACUUUUUUUGGCCCGCGACAGAAUGAGAUUCAUUUUUUUGGAGGUUCUUCCUGUUGGGGUGCUGGUGCUUGGACUGGCAACUUUACUUGAUCGGCUAGUCUACGGCUCAUGGGUUUUAGUACCUCUGAACUUCCUCGUGUUCAAUUUUCUUUCUUCCGGAGGGGACUACUAUGGAACACACAAGUGGCAUUGGUACUUUACUCAGGGAUUCACAGUGAUGCUCUUUACAUUUUUGCCGUUCUCCUUGGCUGGCACCAUCAUGUCCAGAAAUUGGAGGCUUUCUGGGCUUAUUGCCUGGGUUUUAGUACUUUACAGUGUACUGGGCCACAAAGAAUUCAGAUUUGUUCUCCCUGUGCUUCCGAUAACCUUGAUGUUCUCGGGAUUUUCUCUAGCUGCAAUAUCGACAAACUACAGUUCUGAUAACAAGACAGCAGAAGCUUCAAAACAUCACACUAAAUGCCCCUCAAGAAUGCGAUGGGCCAUCUUCUUCUUGCUUGCAACUAACAUUCCUAUGGCCUUGUACAUGAGCUUAGUUCAUCAGAGAGGAUCUGAGGAUGUGAUGAACUUUCUUUCGAGAGAAGCUGCAAAAGAUAGAGUGAAAAGUAUCCUUUUCCUUAUGCCCUGCCAUGCCACACCUUACUAUUCAACACUUCAUCAGGACCUGCCCAUGGAUUUCUUGGACUGCUCACCAAGUGAAGAGAGGGGUGUUCCGGAUGAGUCAGACCGAUUUAUGAUGGAUCCUGUGGGGUUUACCAAAGAGCUUGCAAAUGAUUGGUCACCACCAAGUCACAUAGUGUUAUUCGAAUCAGAAGAAAGAGUUUUGAGGGAAUUUUUGCUGUUGCAUUCUUUCAAAGAGGUAGAUACCAACUUCAACUUCAACACCUACUAUCUUAAUGAUGACUCGAGCUAUCCAUUAUCGCAGGUCAAGAGAUUCUUCCAUGCUCACUUCAAGGUGGAUCGUGACCUCCAAUCGUCAGUGGUUGUCUAUGCUUUGACAGGUCAAUGAGAUAUGUGCUCAUGCAUUUGUUAUUCGAGUUUUCUGUAAGUCUGAAGUGUUUUUUGUUCACAUCCUAUUUUCACUUUGCUUGAGAAACUCAUCUGUUUUUUAGAGUGUGAACACUGAUCAGAAUGUGUUGGCAAUUCCUAGGCUUUGAAGAAAUUUACACGAAGUAAUUCUGCCUUUA